Messenger RNA from Echinococcus granulosus, 321 nucleotides. RefSeq lists its product as hypothetical. The record is from RefSeq and is a predicted model, not a curated record. The coding region runs from base 1 to 321 and encodes 106 amino acids. The transcript has 5 exons. NCBI's taxonomy places the organism in Eukaryota, Metazoa, Platyhelminthes, Cestoda, Cyclophyllidea, Taeniidae.
AUGCAACAACAUUCUUCCUUUAAAAUUCAUCUCCUCACGGAAGCAUCAUUAAAAGCAAGUACAGAUAUCCUUUUAUUUGUCCUGGAAAUUAUUUCAGUUCACGGGGAAGCAGAAAAUAUCAAACAAAACCAUCCCGAAACUUAUGAUUUAAAACAAGAUAGUAUCAGGUCAAUGACUACAAAUCACGUAAUAAUUUCUUCUGCUCCAUCCCCCUUUAGAGCUAAGGUAUCGUUGAAAUUCACUUCCAAAUUCAGUCAAAUGUUUUAUAUCUCUGCAGUCUUCGAAGAUAAUAACUGUGAGGGAUGUUUGAAUCUAUCUUGA